AUAUUCAUAGCUGCAGUAAAUUAUAAUUCAAUGAAUGCAUAAUUAAUUUGAGUUGUAGCCGAUCUAUUAUCUACUAAUAAUAUCGACAUUAUUCAUUUCAUGAAUUUAUUUAUACUUUCUUUGAUCUGGGAAGUAUCCAUAUUUCAUAAUACAAUAACAAAUUAGUCUUGAAAUCGAUCAUUCUUUUAAUGCGAGUCGUACUUUCAAUUGCGCAAAAGCACCAAUACACAAGGCAUGCGCUCGUAGUUUUUUUCCAGGUAUAUCUGCUAUAGCCUAUUUCAGUUAACAGUUUACUUAAGAAGUCCAUCAUUUUAGCAAAGCUAGAAAGCUUUUUAUUAGUUAAUAUACGGUAUUAAUUCGAUCACAAAAUCAGUAAAAUUCUCCAUAGUUUUGUUCAGUCAUUCAAUUUUAUUUAAUAAUAAAUACUAAUAUACAGUGCAGUGAAUGAUACAAUAAAACCUAUUGCUACAAAGAAAUAUCGAUUUAGUUCAGUGAGCUUCUGAUGUGACAUCUGAUACGACGUUUCGUUUCAUUUUUGUUAUUUUUAUGAUAACGUGAAUCAUCUCAGACUCAGUGAGCACUUGAUAUAAAUUAAAUUUUACACGAGCGCUAAUAUUUGGAAAUGAUGUAUUCUCGAUUUGUUAGUUAAAAGUGAUACUACUUUUUGAUAGUAAAAAAAUAAUAAAAUCGUUUUUGCUAUGAUUAUGAUGCACUUUCUGCAAAGAUGCAACUUUUUUAUUUUUAUUAUACCUUCAUUGCUUUUUCUUUACAGUAGUAAAGUUUUGUAUCAAAAAGUCAAUGCGCAAGCCCUUGACCUUUAGAUCGAUGCCCCAGUGACACAAAUUAUCUUUUAUUCCGUUUUACUAUCCAUUUAAUUUAUAACCUGAAAAACUUUUUAUGAUUUAAACGGUCCAAGCAUUGGAAAAAAUAUUUAAAAAAUUAAAAAAAAUACUUAUAGUGAGUGUCAGUAACUGAGUCAUCGAAUUUAGGCUAUAUCAAGGAUAUUGAUACGUUCCAAAUCUACAUUAAUUAAGUUUAUACAGCGAAAUAUGCUUGUAUAUGAGGAUCAAAUCUUAUACAGGCUAUCGCAUAUGGACAUAUACAAUUUUAUAUUUAUAUAUAAAAUGUGUUAUUUAAAUUUAAAAAAUAGAUUCGUCCAAAAUAUUUUUUUUAUUAUUUUUUAGGAAAAAAUAAACAAUACGACACAACGCAGUGACUAAAAGGGUGCACGCUGGGGCUGUUUUGCCGACUAUUUAAAUUCGUCAUCUCUUCGUACUUCCGGUUUUUACCUAUGCUCUGUCAAGCAAUUUACUUUCGUUACAAGUUUCUGAAUGAAAUAGAAAUCCUCAAAGGCUGGCCUCGUCGUUGGAUUCAUUCAAGGAGCAUAAGUUACAUUUAGAAUUAGUGCGAUCUGAUCCGCGAAAUUUUCAAUUUCAAAUUAAACAAAGAAUGACUGAUUCAAAUAAAAAUUUAGUAGCUACACCCGAAGGAAAAAUUUCUCAUGACUCUGGUAUACAAACGCCAUUAUACCUUGAAAAUGAUCUUACGAUAAAUAAUAACUCAUUGAGUUUGGUGAUUAAUAAAAUAAAUGUUACUGAAGAAGGCUCGAAUAAAAAAAUUGACAAAGCACAAGAGCAUGAAUGUUCAAUCGGAGGCCAAGCUCCAAUCGUUGGCUGGCAUAAUGGAAGCCCAACAAUUAUCCCAAGUUCUGCAGCUAUAAAGAGUCGAUACAAUAAAGAUGAUGGUUCCAGUAAAAGUUCUGGUAUUGGUCGUGAAUCUACAUUGGCUCUGAGCAUCAAUAGAUCAAGUGUAGAAUCUUUUUUGCCCGAAAAAAAUGAUAGUGAAUAUGAAAGUUGGUUAACAUUACCUACAAAGCCCGUAGAGGUUCAAAAUACUUGGAAAGAUUUUAUUGACUCUUCUAGUAUACUAGAUAUGGUUGAUUAUAGUCGUAAAGAUCUCUAUACAAAAACUAUAAAAAAAGACGAAUUACCUUCGAAAAUUCCGGAUGGAGGUUGGGGCUGGAUGGUUGUUCUGGCAUCACUGGUUAUAUCUAUGAUUGCUGAUGGUGUAUCUUUCAGCUUUGGACUGUUAUACAUAGAAUUUCUUGAAGAGUUUGGUGCUUCAAAAUCUAAGACUGCUUGGAUAGGAUCACUGUUUAUGGCUGUUCCACUUCUGUCAGGUCCUGUUAUGUCUGCGUUAGUGGAUCGCUAUGGUUGUAGAAAAAUGACAAUUAUUGGAGGUCUCAUUGCGGGAACAGGUUUUGUAAUGAGUUCUUUUAGCAACUCUAUCGAAAUCAUGUAUUUGACUUUUGGGGUUGUAGCAGGAUUAGGUUUAGGUUUAUGUUACGUCACCGCAGUUGUCAGCAUCGCGUAUUGGUUUGAUAAAAAGCGAACUUUGGCAGUAGGUCUUGGAGCAUGUGGUACUGGGAUCGGCACUUUUGUGUAUGCUCCGAUGACGACUUUUUUUAUUAGUGAAUAUGGCUGGAGAGGAACGUGUCUUCUUUUAGCAGGAACUUUUUACAACCUUAUCGUUUGUGGUACAAUCAUGAAGGACCCAGAGUGGUGGAUCAUUGAACAGAAUAAACAACAGAACGAGUCAUCGCCCAGAAAAUCUCUGGCAAGAUCAGACGCGGGUAAGUCAUGUUCCGUUAUCGAUACAGAAGAAUUUCCAGGCGUUGAUGAGUUACGAAAGCUCUUAAAAAGUGGCAAAGGUCCAGAAUACCUGCUACAAAGUCUUCGCACUUCUACUGAGACCCCAAACAAAGAUAAAAUGUCCAGACAAGGAUAUAGAAGUGUUGUGAAUUUACCAACUUUCAUUCGCCAAAGUGAAAAGGUUCCUUUGGAAGUCCUUGAGUCGCUUUCAGGAAACUCAAAACUUUUUAACGUGAUUCUUGAAAACUAUCCAAGUCUAUUGUUCUGUAGAAGUUUCUCGGAUAAGCAGUUGGAUGAAUCAGAAGUGGAUCCGUCAACAAAUAAAAGUGGAAUAACGAUGUCAAUGAGAAUAAAACAAGCGACGCGGGGAGCUCCACGAAAGCCUAUUGAAUCGAAAGAUAUCCAAGAAAAUUCAAUAAAUACUUCACCAAGUGUUCUUCCUCCUCGACGAACGUCACAAAAAGAUUUUGCCAUAGGAAACCCAGCUCUGACAGACGAUAUCAACCAAACAAAACCAGAAGUGGAGAAGAAUAGAAACCACUCUUCGCACAACCUCAACGACGUUGAUAAAGAAGAAGUGAGAACAGACUCUCUACCAUGGCUACGAAGACAAUUCACCACUAAUACUCAUUACUUCAAAGAUAUCCGUGUUCAUAGAAACUCGGUCAUGUAUCGCGGAGCCGUACUAAAUUUGCAUAAAUAUAGAUUGAGAGCUAGCAGCUGUCCUGAUAUUUAUCGUAAUAGCAUGACUACGUUGGCCAAAGAGAGCAAAGAGAAAUGGUACAGUGAGUUAGUUGAAUUGAUCAAAGGAAUGUUCGAUUUUUCAAUGUUCCUGGAGCUUCAUUUUUUGCUACUCUCCUUAUCAACAAUCCUGCUAUUCACUUGGUUUAUUGUACCAUAUUUUUAUCUUGCUGAACACUUAACGAGGAACAAUUAUGACGAGACUGAUGGAGCUCAACUUCUCAGUAUCAUUGGCAUCACAAAUACAAUUGGAAUGAUUGGCUUGGGUUGGGCCGGAGACCAACCGUGGAUGAACGUUAGCAAAACUUAUACAGGCUGCUUGAUUGCUUGUGGAGUUGCUACAAUUUUGAUGUCAGUGUUUACUAAAUACUAUUAUCUUUUGAUGAUAACCUCAGCAGCGUUUGGUCUCUUCUUCGCCAGUAACUUUAGUUUUACACCAGUUAUACUUGUUCAACUAAUACCACUAGAAAGAUUCACGACUGCUUAUGGUUUAAGUUUACUUUGUCAAGGAAUUGGAAAUCUCCUCGGACCUCCUUUAGCAGGUUUACUUUUUGACAUCACUCAAUCUUGGGAUUUAUCAUUUUUAAUGGCUGGUGGUUGGAUUAUUAUUGCUGGUUUUCUUAUGGGUCUGAUUCCUAUGACCAAAAAUCGUAAAUUAGUAGGCGAUGGUCCUGUUGAACGUGAGCGUAUAAGCGCGACCAACUUGUCGGCUUAAGUUUUUUUGUAGUUAAUCUCGUUGAUAUUUUUUGAAUAAUUUAUUGAUAUUGUAUAGAAUUUAAAUUUUUUUCUUUCUCAAUACUUACAUAGCAAAUUCAAUUUUUCAUCAUUCAGUGAUUCAUACAGCUUGAUAAAGUGGAAGUUCUAUAUAGAAAUUUAAAUGACAUAAAGAAAACUGUAAUAUAUUCAA
Messenger RNA from Aphidius gifuensis, 4299 nucleotides. RefSeq names its product monocarboxylate transporter 9. Gene Ontology annotation, biological process: transmembrane transport; monocarboxylic acid transport. Bases 1450 to 4107 code for a protein of 885 amino acids. The record is from RefSeq and is a predicted model, not a curated record. Gene Ontology annotation, molecular function: monocarboxylic acid transmembrane transporter activity. The transcript is spliced from 8 exons. Lineage: Eukaryota; Metazoa; Arthropoda; Insecta; Hymenoptera; Braconidae.